AUGGACGCCAACGAAAUGCAGACCAUCUCAGACGAGCAAGGCAACAUCAAUAUCACAGUUCAUCAUCAAGGCAACGCUCACUCUAUAUCACUGCCAUACGGUUCGACACUUCAAGAUCUUUCGGAGGAGCUUUCAGAGAAACUGUCCAUUCCAUUGCAUAACCAAAAGUUACUUAUUUCACCCAAACCGGGCCUGCAGAAACCUCCGUUUCCGCCAACGCCGUUAUCCUCCCUCCCUCUAGAUUCCCCUCGAGCAAAGAUAACCCUUCUGGGUAGUACCAGCGGUGAAAUAGAGUCUCUAAAGAGACCUCUGUCGUCGUCUCCGGCCCGAAAAUCAAUAAUAAAACCUGCAAAACCAUCCGCACGCCCGACACAUUCAUCUUCCUCCCAAUAUACAUUCCAUAAGCUACUUCCACUACCCUACCUACCCAAUCCUGAACGAAGCCUUAAUUUCCUCGCUCGUCUACGAGAUGACCCCGGUAUUCGCAAGGCGAUGACUCGCCAUCGAUUCUCGAUUCCUUUACUUACUGAAAUGGAUCCCGCACAGCAUACGACGAUGUCGUCUCGUACCCUCGGCCUGAACCGAAAUAAAGGGGAGGUUAUCGAACUUCGACUUCGAACAGAUGCAUAUGAUGGAUAUAGGGAUUAUAGGACCAUACGAAAGACAUUAUGUCACGAACUUGCACAUUGCGAGUUUAGUGAACAUAAUCGGGACUUUUGGGACUUGACAGGACAGAUUGAAAAAGAAGUCGAAAGAGCCGACUACUGGGGAAAUAAAGGCCGAAGUGUUAGUGAUGAGGAGUUCUAUAAUCCUGUUGACUGGGAAGAUAUGAAUGCCCAAGGGGUUGUAGACCACGGCGGUUGGACCGGAGGUGAGUAUGUUCUUGGUGGCUUACCUGGAGAGUCAAGUGAGACUCGGCCAGCGAACUCUCAGAAAGGCCUGAGUAGGCGAGAGAUUCUGGCCAACGCUGCCGAGGCUCGAAUGGCAAAGGUGAAGCCACAGGAGCAUUCUGAAGAUAAUCCCAGCAGUAAGGAUGAACGGGAUCCCUGA
Messenger RNA from Trichophyton rubrum CBS 118892, 1050 nucleotides. RefSeq lists its product as uncharacterized. The transcript has a single exon. The record is from RefSeq and is a predicted model, not a curated record. Lineage: Eukaryota; Fungi; Ascomycota; Eurotiomycetes; Onygenales; Arthrodermataceae. Gene Ontology annotation, molecular function: proteasome binding. The coding region runs from base 1 to 1050 and encodes 349 amino acids.